AAUUUACAACAGGAAAUUAAGGGGAAAUGGGAGGUUUUUGAAAAUGGGAGUCUGGGCUUCAUAUGCAUUAUAUAAGUCAAGCAAGUUUGAAAGAUUCAUAUCUACUUAUUUUGUAUGCUCUUUCACACUACGUUUGGACAAGGCCAUUGACGAUUCAGCUGACUGCAAAAUAUAGCAAGAAUCUUUCUUUUGUCUGAAUGGGAGCACUUCUCCUUUCCUCUACUACAAUGAAGACUAUUGUGUUUGCUUUGCUAGCAGUGGCUGUGGCUUGUUGCACAGAUUAUAAAAUCAUUGGAGGUUAUGAAUGUUCGGCCAACUCCCAGCCCUGGCAAGCCUACCUUACUGAUAAUGGCGAACGCUGGUGUGGAGGAUCUCUGAUUAAUGAAAGAUGGGUUGUUUCUGCUGCUCACUGCAAGAUUCCAGCUUCUAAUCUUACUGUCCACCUGGGAGAGCACAACAUAACCACUGAAGAAGGUACAGAGCAGAGGAUUGGGACAGAGAAAAUGAUUCCUCACCCGGACUAUAAUGAUCUGCCAUUAAACAAUGAUUUCAUGCUGAUCAAGCUGAAGGAGCCUGCCAUCUUUAACGAAUAUGUAAAGCCAAUCCCUCUGGCGACCAAUUGCUCUUCUGCAGGGGAGCAGUGCUUGGUUUCUGGAUGGGGCGAUCAGAUCACCACUGGAGUUGACUAUGCUUCUGUGCUGCAGUGUUUGAAUUUGCCUGUACUGUCAAGGUCACAGUGUGAGGGUGCAUAUGGAUGGCAAAUAACUGAAAACAUGUUCUGUGCUGGAUUCAUGGAGGGAGGCAAAGACUCAUGUCAGGGUGAUUCUGGCGGUCCUGUGGUGUGCAAUGGGGAACUGCGAGGAGUUGUUUCAUGGGGCUAUGGCUGUGCUCAGCCUGACUAUCCUGGGGUUUAUGUUGAGGUGUGUCGCUACACUGACUGGGUCAAGUCCACCAUAGACAACAAUUAACUGUUUGUUUAGCCUGCAUGGCUGACAGAAUCAUUUUCCUUUUUUCCUGAAAUAUCUACAAUUAAAUUCAGCUUGAAACAUG
Molecule: messenger RNA, 1050 nt
Organism: Megalobrama amblycephala (Wuchang bream)
Lineage: Eukaryota; Metazoa; Chordata; Actinopteri; Cypriniformes; Xenocyprididae
Product: trypsin-3-like
Exons: 6
Coding region: 198-968 (256 amino acids)
Biological process (GO): proteolysis
Molecular function (GO): serine-type endopeptidase activity
Source: RefSeq, a predicted model, not a curated record